AUGCCCAAGAAGAAGACCGGACAGAGGAAGAAGUCAGAAAAGAAUAAGAUUCGACUUAAAGAGAUUCGUCGAAGUCGUUUUAACAUUCCCUUAGCCAAUCAUCCCUGCAAUGCCAGCAUGGAGUGCGACAAGUGCCAGAAGAUGCAGAAGAACCGCGCCUUCUGCUACUUCUGCGGGGCGGUGCAGCGACUGCCGAUGUGCGCUCAAUGCGGCAAGCAGAAGUGCAUUCCGAAGGGUGAUUGCGUUGUAAAACACGGCUCUGCGCAUGUCACCGGUCUGGCUAUGGUGGGCGCAAUCUGCGAUUUCUGCGAGGCCUGGGUGUGCCACGGACUGACAUGCCUGCAGACGCACGCUUGCUCCUGUCCUAUGCAGGACUCCAUCUGCGUGGAGUGCCACCGUGAUAUCUCCGAGCAUGGUGGCCGCAUGUUCACCUGCGCUUUCUGCGCGAAGCACCUCUGUGGUGACGACCAGUUUGAACAUCAGGCCAGCUGCCAGCGCCUAGAAUCGGAGACUUUUAAAUGCCCUUCCUGUAACCGCAUUGGGUCGAACGCCUGCAUGCGAUGCAAAGCCGUUUUCUGCGACGAACACGCCAAACGCAAGGGCUUCAAGUACGCGCCGGGCCAGCCCAUCCCAUGUCCAAAGUGCGGUCACCCUCUGGACCAGGCCUUCUGCCUAAGCAUUUCAACUCGACAGUAUGCCUUUGGAAGGCAGAGACAGAUCCUCGAUGAGGAGGGAGAGUGGGGUGACUAUAGCGUUUACGAUGAUGAUGACCAAGCCGACGAGGCGUCCUCUGAAGAAGACGAGGAAGGCGAGGACGAAAAUAACGUAGUUGCGGCGAUGGGCAAAAUAGAUCUCCAUGGUCGCGAGCACGUGCAGAAGAGCUACGAAGCCGAAAGCAUGGCUGGACGACAACUAGCGUCCAGCGAGCCAGAAUGUGGAGACCAAAGUAGCCGAUGCAGGUAA
This is a messenger RNA of Echinococcus granulosus, 963 nucleotides long. RefSeq names its product Zinc finger protein 330. The transcript is spliced from 5 exons. The record is from RefSeq and is a predicted model, not a curated record. Gene Ontology annotation, cellular component: nucleus. Gene Ontology annotation, molecular function: zinc ion binding. Bases 1 to 963 code for a protein of 320 amino acids. NCBI's taxonomy places the organism in Eukaryota, Metazoa, Platyhelminthes, Cestoda, Cyclophyllidea, Taeniidae.